AUGGCGUCUCGCAAGAAGAAGCUGAAUGACUUCGAAGAACUUCUAGACGAGGAGCCACCAAAGAUCGAACCCUACACGGUAUUGGAGCUCGAGCGAUCCGCUACGGCGGAUCAAAUCAAGUCUGCAUAUCGGAAAGCGGCCCUCAAGCAUCACCCAGAUAAAGCGCCCGAGGACCAGAAAGCAGAAGCCCACAUCAAGUUCCAAGAGGUCGCCUUUGCAUAUGCGAUUCUCUCCGACCCACGCCGCCGUCAGCGUUACGACACCACAGGAAGAACGGAGGAGUCCGUCGACCUGGAUGACGAUGAAUUUGACUGGAGGGACUUCUUCCGCGCGCAGAUGAAAGAAGUGGUAACGAACGAGGCCAUCGAACAGUUCAAAUCGGAAUACCAGGGCAGCGAGGAAGAGAAAUCCGACCUUAUCGCGGCAUACAACAGAGGGAAAGGGGAUAUGGAUGUGAUCUACGAAGAGGUCAUGCUGAGCAAUCCCGUCGACGAUGACGCGCGAUUUCGGGAGAUUUUGAAUCGCGAGAUUCAGGACAAAACCAUCAAAUCCUACAAGAAGUACGCGUCGGAGUCUGGAGCGAGCAAGAAGGCACGAGAGCGGAACGCGCAGAAGGAGGCACGCGAAGCGGAAGAGCUGGCGAGGGAGAUGGGCGUCCACGAUAAGCUGUUCGCAAACGGCGACGCCAAGAAGAAGACAAAGAAGACGAAAGGGUCGGAGCCGGACGAGUCGGCGCUGGCCGCGUUGAUUCAGAGCCGGAAUACACAGCGCCAGCAGGACUCGAACGCGUUCCUCGACCGGCUGGCGGAGAAGUACGGUGCCGGUUCGGGGAAGGGCGCCAAACGACGGGCGACGGAGGAACCGCCUGAGGAAAUGUUCCAGGAAACAGCGAAGCGGGGAAAGAGGGCGAAUCCGGGGAAGGCUCGACGUUGA
Eremomyces bilateralis CBS 781.70 is the source of this 933-nucleotide messenger RNA. RefSeq names its product DnaJ-domain-containing protein. Gene Ontology annotation, cellular component: nucleus; cytoplasm. NCBI's taxonomy places the organism in Eukaryota, Fungi, Ascomycota, Dothideomycetes, Eremomycetales, Eremomycetaceae. The coding region runs from base 1 to 933 and encodes 310 amino acids. The transcript is spliced from 2 exons. Gene Ontology annotation, molecular function: heat shock protein binding. The record is from RefSeq and is a predicted model, not a curated record.